Messenger RNA from Pomacea canaliculata, 1089 nucleotides. RefSeq names its product coiled-coil domain-containing protein 153-like. The transcript is spliced from 6 exons. NCBI's taxonomy places the organism in Eukaryota, Metazoa, Mollusca, Gastropoda, Architaenioglossa, Ampullariidae. Bases 211 to 717 code for a protein of 168 amino acids. The record is from RefSeq and is a predicted model, not a curated record.
AAACAUACAUUUUUCAACAAAAACACCCCGGAAUCUGUUUCAUUAUAUGUUAAAGUAUGCAAAUACGGUGUUAUCUUGAAUUUGACGGAGACAGCCCAAAACCGCUAUUUUCUUGAGGCGCUCUUGACGAUCUCCCUUUAAAAACUUGACGGGAAUAUCAUCGCUGAUGGAAAUGCAACACUUGAACUGGAAGAUAAAUACAAACGAACAAUGGAUGAAAUUGAGGCGCUGAAAGAUCAUCUUGCACUGAGGAGUGAGCUCACUCGACGUGCACAGUCAGCUAGUGCCCAGGUUUAUGAACGCAUGACUCAAUCAGAGAAAAUGCUGCAGGAGCAGAUUGAUGACCAAAAAGCAAUCAGUGCAGAUAUGACAAGACAGUACAAGACCAUGCAAACAGAGAUGGGACUCCGCAUCCACCAGCUGGAGACAGAACUAGGCAAAACUCAAGCUCAUUUGGAGCAUGCGAAAUUUGAGCUACAACAAGCCAGAGAAGAGAAAGAUCGAUCAGUGAAGGAUAGGGAUGAAGAAAUUUCAGAACUAAAGAUGAAAGUCAGUUCCAUGGAAAAAGCAUAUGAAGCUAUUCUUAGGGAGGCUCUUGAUGGAUUGAUGGCCAAGAUUGACCUUGCACAUGACAACUGGGAAGUAAAGUCCACGAAUAUUCAAGGAAAGACGAAGCAGGCCGUGUUGGAAUUUGGUCUUAAUCCACUGGACAUAUAAAGUGCAAGAGACUUGUAUUCUCAAAAACUUCCCUCUUGGCCCCAAAUGUGAUGUAAAAGUGAUAUCUUUUUGACUGAUGGAUGUACUAACUAACAUUUGCUGUAAGAAUAAACUAUCCAGCAUCUCUAAAUAAGAUAUGGAAGAUGAAAUAACUCUUUUUAAUUGAAACAGUUAUAGAAAGCGCAGCUGUCUGUAUAAAUUGUCUGAUGGACCAAUUAGUAGUAUUCUUUACAAUGCAAACAGUCAAAAGCGUUAAAUCUUUUCAGCAUAGCAAUAUUUUUUGUAAUUUUAAAAUGUUCCAUAAAAUCACCUAUUUUUGAGACUAACAGUAUUCAGCUAGACUGAGUAAAAUAUACUUCUACCACUUCUUCA